Eriocheir sinensis (Chinese mitten crab) is the source of this 6075-nucleotide messenger RNA. RefSeq lists its product as uncharacterized. The record is from RefSeq and is a predicted model, not a curated record. Lineage: Eukaryota; Metazoa; Arthropoda; Malacostraca; Decapoda; Varunidae. Bases 2321 to 4543 code for a protein of 740 amino acids. The transcript is spliced from 8 exons.
UCUUGGGGGCUUCGUGGUGCAGUGGUUAGCACGCUCAGCUCACAAUCGAGAGAGCCCGGGUUCGAUUCCCAGGCGGAGUGGGAACAUUUGGGCGGCUUUUCCGAUACCCUACUUAACCCCUGUCCACCCAGCAGUGUACCAGGUAUUAAACAAGGGCAUAAAGAAGGAAACAAUUAUAAAAAAAAGCCCGCUACUCGCUGCUCCUAAAAAGAAUCCAAAGAGGUGGCCGAAAGAGAGGUCAGUUUCGGGAGGAGAGGUGUCCUGAUACCCUCCUCUUGAAAGAGUUCAAGUCGUAGGCAGGAGGAAAUACAGAUGAAGGAAGAUUGAAGAUGCUGGUUAACUCUUGCAUAAGGGGUUUGGACAGUAUAGGGAUGAAAGAGUGAAGAUGCUGGCUAACUCUUGCAUAAGGGAUUUGGACAGUAUAGGGAUGAAAGAAUGAAGAUGCUGGUUAACUCUUGCAUAAGGGGUUUGGACAGUAUAGGGAUGAAAGAGUGAAGAUGCUGGUUAACUCUUGCAUAAGGGGUUUGGACAGUAUAGGGAUGAAAGAGUGAAGAUGCUGGUUAACUCUUGCAUAAGGGGUUUGGACAGUAUAGGAUGAAAGAAUGAAGAUGCUGGUUAACUCUUGCAUAAGGGGUUUGGACAGUAUAGGGAUGAAAGAGUGAAGAUGCUGGUUAACUCUUGCAUAAGGGGUUUGGACAGUAUAGGGAUGAAAGAGUGAAGAUGCUGGUUAACUCUUGCAUAAGGGGUUUGGACAGUAUAGGGAUGAAAGAAUGAAGAUGCUGGUUAACUCUUGCAUAAGGGGUUUGGACAGUAUAGGGAUGAAAGAGUGAAGAUGCUGGUUAACUCUUGCAUAAGGGGUUUGGACAGUAUAGGGAUAAAAGAGUGAAGAUGCUGGUUAACUCUUGCAUAAGGGGUUUGGACAGUAUAGGGAUAAAAGAGUGAAGAUGCUGGUUAACUCUUGCAUAAGGGGUUUGGACAGUAUAGGGAUGAAAGAAUGAAGAUGCUGGUUAACUCUUGCAUAAGGGGUUUGGACAGUAUAGGGAUGAAAGAGUGAAGAUGCUGGUUAACUCUUGCAUAAGGGGUUUGGACAGUAUAGGGAUGAAAGAGUGAAGAUGCUGGUUAACUCUUGCAUAAGGGGUUUGGACAGUAUAGUGAUCAAAGUGAAGAUGCUGGUUAACUCUUGCGUAAGGGGUUUGGACAGUAUAGGGAUGAAAGAGUGAAGAUGCUGGUUAACUCUUGCAUAAGGGGUUUGGACAGUAUAGGGAUGAAAGAGUGAAGAUGCUGGUUAACUCUUGCAUAAGGGGUUUGGACAGUAUAGGGAUGAAAGAGUGAAGAUGCUGGUUAACUCUUGCAUAAGGGGUUUGGACAGUAUAGGGAUGAAAGAGUGAAGAUGCUGGUUAACUCUUGCAUAAGGGGUUUGGACAGUAUAGGGAUGAAAGAGUGAAGAUGCUGGUUAACUCUUGCAUAAGGGGUUUGGACAGUAUAGGGAUGAAAGAUUGAAGAUGCUGGUUAACUCUUGCAUAAGGGGUUUGGACAGUAUAGGGAUGAAAGAGUGAAGAUGCUGGUUAACUCUUGCAUAAGGGAUUUGGACAGUAUAGGGAUGAAAGAGUGAAGAUGAUGGUUAACUCUUGCAUAAGGGGUUUGGACAGUAUAGAGAUGAAAGAGUGAAGAUGCUGGUUAACUCUUGCAUAAGGGGUUUGGACAGUAUAGGGAUGAAAGAGUGAAGAUGCUGGUUAACUCUUGCAUAAGGGGUUUGGACAGUAUAGGGAUGAAAGAGUGAAGAUGCUGGUUAACUCUUGCAUAAGGGGUUUGGACAGUAUAGGGAUGAAAGAGUGAAGAUGCUGGUUAACUCUUGCAUAAGGGGUUUGGAAUAUAUUAAAACUAUCUGGAAAACAAGACACAGAAAAACAAGUAGCCUACAGGUUAUGAAAAUACACGAAACAAAUUUAACUUACAAUCAACAAUUCUCACAGCACGGAAACAAUAAUAGCAGAAUCACUAGUACUUUCUGGUGAGCAAAUAAUUAAAAACACACAAGAAACAAAAGAAUAUAUUAAAAAAAACAAAUUAAAACAUCUGGUGGUCCCGUUGCAAAGGCUGAAUCAUCUGGUUCACUCAAGAGCCUCAGAGGUUCACGCGGGCAAGUAUGAAAUGACCUCCCUUGACCUAAUUUGUGGAUUAUCAUUGACGUGGACGCAGAUAAGGUGGAUUUCCAUUGUGACCGUGAAGGCAGGAAGGCUGGAGAGGAGAGGAACCGCGCCAUUACUGCUAAAUAAGGCCAAUAUAAGCAGUGUGCCCAACCUCGCUUCCCCAGAGGAAGAUGCCUGUAUGUGCCAAGCUGAGUGUCCUGGACCUCCUGAAAAUGCACAUCCCAAGGUGUCCGGGCUGUGUGUGUCCGGUUCCCGCCAUAGCGUGCUCAGGACCCCAGGCUGAUGCAGACCUCCUGGACAUCCUUACCUUUGCUGGGGUUAUACCAGAAGGGAAUCCUGUCGCGCCUAGUCAAGCAAGCUCUGGAACACUCUUGGGGAAGGUAGACUCCGGCGUGGAACAUUUAGCUUCAUUUCUACAGUCACAAACAAGUACCCAACAACAUGAGUCUCCCGUGCUAACUCCCACUCCCUCACACGACAGCCAGGUUCACCCUCAGCUUCCUACCGGCGUAACGCUCCCCCAUUCACCCAGCACCCAGCGCCUGUCUGGUGUGUUAAGCCCUAAGCAGAUCGCACCGGUGACCCCCAGCACCCAGCGGUCAAUCCUCCCAGCUGCCCAUCAACAUCAAUCAUCAGGGCCAGCCUUCCGCCCUGCCCCCACCACCCCAAAGGCAUCCCCACUCCCAUCUCACCACAAGACGAACCACGCCUCUUCUCCGCUCACCGCCAAUGUGGAACUGGAACUCCACCCGUCACCAUCGCUAUUCUUCAAGGAGACCCGUGGAGAGACACUCAAACCCACUGAACAACACCAAGUCUCAGUAGAUAUUAAAACACAGGUAUCAGAGGCUAAUUCAGAUCUCCAGAAGCCUCAGAGUAAGGUAGAUCUCCAGAACCCUCAGACUAAGGUAGAUCUCCAGAACCCUCAGACUAAGGUAGAUCUCCAGAACCCUCAGACUAAGGUAGAUCUCCAGAACCCUCAGACUAAGGUAGAUCUCCAGAACCCUCAGACUAAGGUAGAUCUCCAGAACCCUCAGACUAAGGUAGAUCUCCAAAACCCUCAGAGUAAGGUAGAUCUCAGUAAGCCUCAGAGUAAGGUAGAUUCAGCUCCAAGUAAAGGUCAAGGACAGGGGUCAGGGUCAGGUCACAGUCAUCAGGUAAAAGACAGUGACACAUGCCCCAAGAAGGCCCAGGAAGCUCAUCUCCUGAACUCACAUGAAAACCGGGCAAGCAAUGAUAAGGCCAGACAGGGCAAGAAAGAGAAGGCUGACCUUGACCCCAGCAUUAACAAAACAAGUAAAGGUCAUCACAGAAGGCUUGGCUCAGGCUCCGGCAAGGUUGGAGGCCUAAGCAAAGGUCAGGCGAAGGAUAGCAAGCUCCAGGAAGCAAGGCCCGGCCACAGCUCCAGCAAGGUCGCCAAGAGUGAUUCAGGACCCAAGAAAGGCGACCAGACCAAGGCUGUUUCUACCGGCAAGGACCACGCCAAGGGUGAUUCAGGACCCAAGAAAGGGGACCAGACCAAGGUUGUUUCUACCGGCAAAGACCACGCCAAGAGUGAUUCAGGGCCGAAGAAAGGCGACCAGAGCAAGGUUGUUUCUACCGGCAACGACCACACCAAGAGUGAUUCAGGGCCCAAGAAAGGGGACCAGAGCAAGGCUGUUUCUACCGGCAACGACCACACCAAGAGUGAUUCAGGGCCGAAGAAAGGGGACCAGAGCAAGGCUGUUUCUACCGGGAAAGAGCAACAGUGUAGAGAUGUUCCCAGAGCCAUGCGAGGUCAGGACAAGACUUACGAGCUGCCCUUCGUAAGCACAGAUGAACAAGAGAACCGUGACAAUGAGGACCCUCGCUGGAAGAAGCAAGCAGUUCUCCGCACCAACCAGGAGCGUUACAGGGUGGCCCACAGACUAUGGAGGAGCCCCUGUGUGCCGGAUCCCAACACCAACCUGACAGUCUUUGGUACCAGUCACCUCGCAGCCCAACACAGUCAGGGCUCCGCAGGGAGACACCCCCGAAAGCGAUGGCGCGAGAUGGACGAAGAAUUUCAACCCCCGAGGAAGAGGCAGCGAAGGUUUGAAAAUGUACAGUUCAACGUGGAGCAGAUCAAGAGGAGCAAGAUCGUGGUUAUGAAUGAGUUCCUGAAGACGCUGGUCACCCCACACAUCACCAGACAGGUCGCCAAGAAACUGGAGAAUUCACACCAGGAAAAACAGUAUAUGCUCGACCUUGCUUGUGAGGAGGUUACAGCUAUUCAAAUGUUCUAUGACGGGUUACCAGACCAGGACCUGACAGUGACCCAGGAGGAGGUGGAGCGGGGAUCUCAAGCUACCGAACAUGUCUACCAGGUUUUCGGUGAUGUAUAUGGCUAUUGGGGACAGGAGUUCUUUCCUUGAAGACUUUGAUGUUGCCCAAAGCAUCUUAUAUGGAGGCUUCAAGGGCUAUCUUUUACUGGUUUGUGGAUGACUGGUUGUAAUAUAUAUUUGAUAGAUAAGCUUCCCUGUGUUAUGGUACAGGUAACUCUUGAUUCACGCGAGUAUUGUGUCCUGGAGGAGGUCAUCGCGUAAUUCCAAAACAGUGUAAAUUCAACAAGAGGUCAGUUUGUACCUUCAUGCCUACUGUAUCACUCUGACUCCUCUCCCUCUCGUGGUUCCUCCUCUGGCUGCCCUUCCCCUCAUGGUAGCACAGCAGCGAGGGUGGUGUUGUUGUUGUAUAUGCCUGUCUUCUAUAACUUAAAGGAUUUGUACUUCUUUGGCAUCAUUAUAAAACUGUUUUUUGGUGAAGGGCAUUCUGACUCCUCACUCUAGUAGCUAUAGGAUGAUGAUGACGAUGAUGAUGAGUACUGUUAUUAACCCAGUAGCAGCGAUGGGCUAAAUUUGUGGCUUUGCCGUGUAGCAGCAAUGGGCUAAAUUUGUGGCUUUACCGUGUAGCAGCGAUGGGCUAAAUUUGUGGCUUUACCGUGUAGCAGCGACGGGCUAAAUUUGUGGCUUUACCGUGUAGCAGCGACGGGCCAAAUUUGUGGCUUUACCGUGUAGCAGCGACGGGGUAAAUUUGUCCCAUGAUAUAAACCCCCCAAAGUAGAUGAUACAUAAUCUGAUCACAAAUGCUUUGAUAUGUAUUAUGAAAUGGUUUGUGUGAGGGGUGAUUUUUUCUCAUUUUUCUCGCUUGGAGGGACCAUUAAGAAACACAACCCCCGCUGCUACUGGGUUAAAACUCCUAUCUCCUUGACACACCAGAGUGAUGCUUGCCACUAAUAUCCUUCAUCCGAGUCCUCUGCAAGGAUAAUGUUGUGGCCGGGAAGAGACUCAGGGUUGAAAGUAGACUCGAAGCAGCGUCUGAAGAAAAAUCUCCCCUUUUUGGCAGGUGGCGAGGAGGAGACAGCCUCGUCCUCCUCCUCCUCGUCCUCCUGUGCCAUCCUGUUGUUGUCACUUGAAGGGAUGAGUGUCGCGCCCUGGGAGGCAUCACCGUCGAGGGCGUCCUGGUGGCUCAUUGGUGGAGGUAGACAACUUCCCCCGGGCUCUGCGUUGGCUGCUUCAGGGGUAACGUUCUGCACUGAUGUAAUAUUCACUGUUGGAUAAAUAAAUGAAUUGUUAGUCCAUAUUUUUUUCAUAAUUAAGAUCCUACAUGUACUAAUAAACCACUUAAGGAUCUAUUUCGUUUCUGAUAUACAAGUACAGUCGUGAUAUGAAGUGAUGUCGCCGCUCUCAGAAUGUUUCGUACUGUUUUUAAACUUACCUCUGGAGCACAAGAAUCUAAUCAGACCAUCUCAUGUAUUAUGGAGACUGUACCCAGAGUUAACCAGCAUCUUCACUCUUUCAUCCCUAUACUGUCCAAACCCCUUAUGCAAGAGUUAACCAGCAUCUUCACUCUUUCAUCCCUAUACUGUCCAAACCCCUUAUGCAAGAGUUAACCAGCAUCUUCACUCUUU